Messenger RNA from Aegilops tauschii subsp. strangulata, 4100 nucleotides. Its product is annotated as probable cadmium/zinc-transporting ATPase HMA1, chloroplastic. Gene Ontology annotation, molecular function: ATPase-coupled monoatomic cation transmembrane transporter activity; ATP hydrolysis activity; ATP binding. Lineage: Eukaryota; Viridiplantae; Streptophyta; Magnoliopsida; Poales; Poaceae. Gene Ontology annotation, cellular component: membrane. The record is from RefSeq and is a predicted model, not a curated record. Gene Ontology annotation, biological process: monoatomic cation transport.
CCUUCUCCUCUCCCCCUCCGCCGAGCUGCUCACUACCACCACUAGUCCACCACCAUCACCACACGGCACACGCCCCUCGGCCCCGCCGCCGCGAUCCCCCGCCCCGCCGCGAGCAGCGAUGCAGUUCCUCACCGCCUCCGCCGCGUGCUCCUCCUCCGCCCCGCGCCCCGCGCACCUCCUCCGCGUCUCGAGGCCCCCUCCCUUCCCCCACCCCCGCCGCCGCCGCGCCCCCCACCUACCCUCCGCGGCGCUGUCCCUAGCCCCCAGGCCCCCGCUCCUCCUCGCCUCGCGCCGCUCCCUGCUCUUCACCCCCCGCGCCCACGGCGACCACCACCAUCACCACGGGCACACUCACCACGGGCACGGCCACAGCCACGGCCACCAUGGACACGGCCACGGCCACGGCGGGGCGGACGUGCGCGGGGGAGGCGGGGGCGCGGCGGUCAUGCGGAUGGCGAGGGCGAUCGGGUGGGCCGACGUCGCCGACGCGCUGCGGGAGCACCUGCAGCUCUGCUGCAUCUCCCUCGCCCUUCUCCUGAUGGCCGCCGUCUGCCCGCACGUCCCGCUGCUGAACUCGGUCGGGCGCCUGCCGGCCGCGCUCAUCGCCGUCGCCUUCCCUCUUGUCGGGGUUUCUGCAGCACUUGAUGCUCUUGUAGAUAUUGCAGAUGGAAAAAUAAAUAUCCAUGUCCUCAUGGCUCUUGCAGCAUUUGCUUCUAUAUUUAUGGGAAACUCAUUGGAGGGUGGUUUACUUCUUGCAAUGUUUAACUUAGCCCAUAUUGCUGAAGAGUACUUUACAAGCAAGUCAAUGUAUGAUGUGAGGGAACUUAAGGAAAAUCAUCCAGAAUUUGCACUAUUGCUAGAAACAAGUGGAGACGAAUCGGCACACUUUUCAAAUCUAAAUUAUGCAAAAGUUCCUGUGCAUGACCUUGAAGUGGGUUCUCAUAUUUUGGUCAGAGCUGGUGAGGCUGUGCCUGUUGAUGGAGAAGUUUACCAAGGAUCAUCCACAAUCACCAUAGAACACCUCACUGGGGAAACUAAACCUGUUGAGAGAACAGUGGGGGAUGCUAUACCAGGUGGAGCCAGGAAUUUGGAAGGAAUGAUGAUUGUAAAGGUGACCAAAUCAUGGGAGGAUUCAACACUCAACAGAAUUGUCCAGCUGACUGAAGAGGGCCAGCUAAACAAGCCAAAGUUGCAAAGAUGGUUAGAUGAGUUUGGGGAGCAUUAUAGCAAAGUUGUCGUGGCUCUGUCUUUGGCUGUUGCACUACUGGGACCAUUCCUCUUUAAUUGGCCCUUUUUCGGUAACUCAGUUUGUAGGGGUUCAAUUUACCGUGGAUUAGGACUUAUGGUGGCUGCAUCUCCGUGUGCAUUGGCAGUAGCUCCAUUAGCAUAUGCCACUGCAAUCAGUUCUCUUGCAAGUAAGGGAAUUUUAUUGAAAGGUGGGCAUGUCUUAGAUGCCCUUUCUUCUUGUCAGUCUAUUGCUUUUGACAAGACAGGCACAUUAACAACUGGGAAGCUUAUGUGCAAAGCAAUUGAGCCCAUUCAUGGACAUUUGGAUGCGAGUAAUGGUGUUGACCCUUCUUGUUGUACUCCGAACUGUGAAAGUGAAGCUCUAGCUGUUGCUGCAGCUAUGGAGAAAGGAACAACCCAUCCUAUUGGAAGGGCAGUUUUAAAACACUCUGUUGGGAGAGACCUCCCAGUGGUUGCUGUUGAGAGUUUUGAGAGCUUACCUGGUAGAGGAGUUGUUGCUACUUUGAGUGGCAUAAAGGCAAGAGACAAUGAAAAUGAGUUUGCUAAGGCAUCUAUCGGUUCUGUGGAAUAUAUUUCUUCACUAUACAGAUCUUAUGGUGAAUCUGAACAAAUAAAAGAGGCAGUAAAGUGUUCUGCAUUUGGUCCUGAAUUUGUCCAAGCUGCUCUCUCAGUAGAUAAAAAGGUAACCCUUUUCCACUUUGAGGAUGAACCCCGUACUGGUGUCUGUGAAGUUAUAUAUACCUUAAGAGAAAAGGCUAAACUUCGAAUCAUGAUGCUUACUGGAGAUCAUGAAUCAAGUGCUCAGAGAGUUGCUAAAGCUGUAUGUAUUGAAGAAGUUCACUUCUCUUUAAAGCCAGAGGACAAGUUGAACAAAGUAAAGGCAGUUUCAAGGGAGGGAGGUGGAGGUUUAAUAAUGGUUGGUGAUGGUAUAAAUGAUGCACCAGCUCUUGCAGCUGCAACAGUUGGUAUUGUUCUAGCACAACGCGCCAGUGCAACAGCGGUAGCUGUUGCAGAUGUUCUGUUGUUGCAGGAUAAUUUAUGUGUGGUGCCAUUUUGUAUCGCUAAAGCUCGUCAAACAACUUCAUUGGUGAAGCAAAGCGUAGCUCUUGCAUUAACCUGUAUUGUUUUUGCUGCACUUCCUUCUGUCUUAGGAUUUCUUCCUCUUUGGUUGACGGUUCUUCUCCAUGAAGGAGGAACCCUUCUCGUUUGCUUGAACUCAAUACGGGCUCUCAACCCUCCGACAUGGUCUUGGGCAGAUGACAUCCGACAACUCGUGCAUAGCCUAAAAAACCACGUCUCGGCAAAGUUGAAUAGCUCCUCAGAUUGCUCAGCUAGCACCGUUCCUUUGUAGACAUGUAUAGCGGCUGUUAUCUUUGUAAUUUCAUUGCAUGAGCUGUGGGGCGUUUAGGGUGACAGGUUUCUGACCUGAUUUUUAUAGGAUGUACUCGUAGCACCACCUUGUAAAGAAAACAUGCCUCGUUUCAUGCUGUGUUCAUAGCAGUGCCAAGCAUCCUGUAAUCGAACUGUUCGCUGAGGCUUGUUUGGUCCAGUGCAUCGGGUAGAAGGGUGAAUCUGUUGCCAAGAGAAGGUACUGUGUAGUGAGUUACUCGACAAAUCUGGAGCCGAAGGUGGUUACACGACAAAUCUGUGCUGAACGCUCAGGCAACUAGUACAAAAGGGGUUGCGUCUGUACUCUGACGAAGUGACGAUCAUUUCAUCCUGUAAGGCAAAAAUUGCAACUGCAGAUGUGUUGUAGUUAUCGAACACCAUUGUUGAGCUUGAAACCUGGAACUCCAAGCUCCCAAGCUGGACCAAUAAAUUAUCUGUGAGGUUACUUUGAAUUGGCAAUUCAUUAAAAAAAUGAUUCAAAUUCAUCGAUCGUCAGUGACAUGGAUGCAAGCAAAGUCUCAAAUUAUACCUCGAAAAUGCUCGGGGUGGAGCCACGCGUGAAGAAGCCUCUUUCCUGGGUGCCACGCCACCAUGUUGGCAGUGCACGUGUCGGCAGCAGCUCCCCAUCGCCGACCUGAAGCAUCUUCGUCGACCAAGAGCCAAACCACAGCCCGCCACGACACCAGCCUGCGUGGACCACAGGAGAAAGAAAGAGGAACGCUUCUUCGUGUACACGACGCACGUGUCGCCACCACGUCUAUCGCCGCUGCCGACGCGGUGCCCGCUAUAAAUCCGUCCGCAGCCUCACCACAUCUUCCCAAAUCCCAACCAGUUGAAUGAUAGCAUUCGCCAAAAUCUGCAAAGCACACACAGCUGGAGCUCGAGCAGCCACUCCACUAGACAUGCAGGCCGGGCGGAGCGCCAUGGAGGCCACCAAGGAGGCGGCGGCGAACGUGGGCGCCUCGGCGUGCUCCGGCCUGGAGAAGACGCGGGCCACGCUGCAGGGGCAAGUGGACAAGGCCACGGCGCACAGCUCCGCCGACAGGGAGGCGGCCGAGACGAGGACGCGGGAGCGCGUGCACGGCGCCGAGGAGGUCAAGCGGGACGCCAUGCUCGCCAACGCCGCCGCCAAGGAGCGGGCCACCGCCGGGGCGUACCACCCGUCGCAGGGCGCGCCCGGGAUCGUCCCCGGCGGCGCCCCCACGGGCGGCCGCGUCGAGGCCGGCGUGGCCGAGAGCCGGCCGAUCGGGACCGCCACGGGCACCGGGAGGCCCAGCGCCGCACAUAACCCGCGCGUCGGCGGCGGCGCUGCGCCGGCGACUGGCACCGGCGGGCAGUACCAGUGAGACCUCCCUAGGACUACGGCCGUGUAUGCGCGCGUAUCAGUGUAGCAGUGUAUCCGGUUCAGGUGUAUCAGUAUCAGUGUAGCUGCAGAGCAAUAAUUAUCUCCCGACCGUGACAAA